AUGGGUUUUGACAAAGAAUCAAGCUCGUCGUCUCAGCGCCUCAGACCACCAGCCCCAUCAGAAAACACACCGCUGAUCGGAGACCAGAAGCCAUUGUCGUCCCAAGGCAAGACCUUUGCCAAUGUCUUCAUCGCUAUUGUGGGUGCAGGCGUUUUGGGCUUGCCUUAUUCUUUCAAGCGCACUGGGUGGCUCAUGAGCCUCCUCACCCUUUUGCUCGUGGCGUUUCUUACCCACCAUUGUAUGAUGCUGUUGGUCUACACCCGAAGAAAGCUUGAGUCUUCCAAUGGAUGCACGAAGAUCCCAUCUUUUGGGGACUUGGGUUUCGCCGUUUGUGGCACUGUAGGGAGGUUGGUGGUCGAUGUUCUUAUCAUUCUUGCUCAGGCUGGGUUUUGCGUCGGCUAUCUCAUUUUUAUUGGUAAUACAAUGGCCCAUUUGCUAAAUGCACCCACAGCAACCGAUUUGACACCCAAGAUUUUGGGUUUGGCACCAAAAAGCUUUUACAUUUGGGGGUGUUUUCCGUUCCAAUUGGGGUUGAAUUCAAUUGCAACGUUGACCCAUUUAGCCCCUUUGAGUAUUUUUGCUGAUGUGAUUGAUCUUGGAGCAAUGGGCGUGGUGAUGGUGGAGGAUGUGAUGGUUAUGGCGGCAAAAAGGCCUGAAGUGAAGGCCUUUGGGGACCUUUCUCUGUUCUUUUAUGGCCUGGGUGUGGCUGUGUACUCGUUUGAAGGGGUUGGAAUGGUUUUGCCUUUAGAGACAGAGACCAAAGACAAGGACAAGUUUGGGUGGAUCCUGGGCUGGACCAUGACUUUCAUUUCUUUGAUGUAUGGAAGCUUUGGAGCUUUGGGUUACUUUGCUUUUGGGGAAGAAACUAAGGACAUGAUCACAGCUAAUUAUGGUGCAGGCGUGAUCAGCACUCUGGUGAAGCUUGGUCUUGUGGUGAAUCUAUUCUUCACAUUGCCUAUAAUGAUGCACCCGGUUUAUGAGAUCAUGGAGAGGCGGUUUUGGAGCGGGAGGUAUUGUUUAUGGUUGAGGUGGGUGCUGGUUUUGGCUGUGAGUUUGGUGGCUUUGUUGGUCCCCAAUUUUGCUGAUUUCAUGUCUUUGGUGGGGAGUGGUGUGUGCUGUGCAUUGGGGUUUGUUUUGCCUACCUUGUUUCACUUGAUGGUUUUCAAGGGAGAGAUGGGGUGGAGACAAUGGUCGUCAGAUGUAAGCAUUUUGGUGUUAGGACUUGUUCUUGCGCUUUCAGGAACUUGGUCUGCUCUGCAAGAGAUUUUCUCCAUCAAAGUAUAG
Molecule: messenger RNA, 1284 nt
Organism: Prunus armeniaca (apricot)
Lineage: Eukaryota; Viridiplantae; Streptophyta; Magnoliopsida; Rosales; Rosaceae
Source: the annotation of a GenBank genome assembly